Molecule: messenger RNA, 1728 nt
Organism: Acanthosepion pharaonis
Lineage: Eukaryota; Metazoa; Mollusca; Cephalopoda; Sepiida; Sepiidae
Source: the annotation of a GenBank genome assembly
AUGUAUUUCCUUGUCCGCUUCUUUCUCUUACAUGACUUUCCCAGUUUUACUUUUCUUUCAUUCUUUUCUUCCUUUUUUUCUUCUCUUUCAUGUCUUUCUUUCUUUCUUUCUUUCUUUCUUUCAUAUUUUUUCUUUCCCAUUUUCUUUUCUUUUUCAUUUUCCAGUUUUUCUUUCGCUUUUCAUCUUUUUUUCUUUCUCAUGUUUCUUUUCCCUUCUUUUUCUUUUUUAUUUAAUUCCUUCCUUCCUUCCUGUUUUUCUUUUUCGCCUUUCUUCUUAUUUUUAUCUGAAUUUCUUUCUCGUUUUUCCGUGUUUUUCUUUCUUUCUUUCUUUCUUUCUUUCUUUCUUUCUUUCUUUCUUUCUUUUACUUUUUCAUUUCCCACUCUGUUUCUUUUUCAUUCGUUCAUUUUUGUUUCAUCUGUCUUUCAUUUUAUCUUUCUUUCUUUUUUCUUUUUUUCCUUUUUCAUUGUUACUCAUAAUUUUCUCUUCUUUUUUUUCUCUUCUUAUUUACCACCCACUCUACUCUGCCUUCUUAUCUUCCUCUACUCUCUCUUCCUUUCUUUCCCUACUCUGCCUUCUUAUCUUCCUCUACUCUCCCUUCCUUUCUUUCUCUACUCUGCCUUCUUAUCUUUCUCUACUCUCCCUUCCUUUCUUUCCCUACUCUGCCUUCUUAUCUUCCUCUACUCUCCCUUCCUUUCUUUCCCUACUCUGCCUUCUUAUCUUUCUCUACUCUCCCUUCCUUUCUUUCCCUACUCUGCCUUCUUAUCUUUCUCUACUCUCCCUUCCUUUCUUUCCCUACUCUGCCUUCUUAUCUUUCUCUACUCUCCCUUCCUUUCUUUCCCUACUCUGCCUUCUUAUCUUUCUCUACUCUUCUUUCAUUUCUUUCUCUACUCAGCCUUCUUAUUUGCCUCUACUCUUCCUUCUUCUCUUUAUUCACUCUUCCUUCUUCUCUUUCUCUACUCUUUCUUCCUUUCUUACUCGGUUGGUCACCUCCGUAUUUCUUUCUCUACUCUUCUUUCUUCUCUUUAUCUACUAUUCCUUCUUCUCUUUCUUUACUCUUUCUUCUCCCCUUACUCUCUUGACGCCUCCAUAUUUCAUUCUCUCCUCUUCCUUCGUCUCUUAUUCCAUUGGUUACCUCUGUAUUUAUUUCUCUAUUCUUCCCCUUCUCUUUCUAUACUCUUCCUUUUCUUGCUCUCUUUGAUACCUCCAUAUUCCUUUUCCAUCUCUUUUUCGCUUUCUCACCGCCAAAUUUCGUUCUUUCUUUCUUUCUUUCUUUUGUCUAAUGUCUGGAUAUUUUACUCGCUUUUCUUUUUUUUUCUUUUUCUUUUUUCCACAUCCAUAUUUCUUUCCCUCGUCAUGCAAUCCUCUGUCGUUUCAUUAUCUCCUCUUCCUACUUCUUUCCCUCGCCUGCCUCCCACUCUCACACUUUCGAUGUACGUUUUCGCUUCUUCACUGCUUAUGUUUAUUCCUUUUUUUUUUCGCACCGCUCUCUCUCUCUCCUCCCCCUUUUACCUCGAACCUCCUUAUUAUCACUUUGAUACUACCCCUCCUACUUCCUUGAAAACACUAUUCAAUAACUCUACCUUUUACUUCUUUCACUUCGUCCUCCUUCCACUUCUAUCAAGUUCUUCUUACUUCCUCCCACCCCUCUUCUUCUCUCCUGGUGUUUUGUUUUCUUCUAAUUAUUAUGCACUCUCAAACUUUUCUCAUCUCUUUAUUCGUUCCGUCUGA